Fusarium odoratissimum NRRL 54006 is the source of this 669-nucleotide messenger RNA. RefSeq lists its product as uncharacterized. Lineage: Eukaryota; Fungi; Ascomycota; Sordariomycetes; Hypocreales; Nectriaceae. The record is from RefSeq and is a predicted model, not a curated record. The coding region runs from base 1 to 669 and encodes 222 amino acids. The transcript has a single exon.
AUGUUGAACACGACAGUCCGGCAACUGGUAGUCCCGGAGGUGCCUGCGGUCAAGAAGUUCAUCCUGCGCCGUCAAUCCCGCCGUCAAUUUCGCCCCUGGACACUGAAGGCAUUGCUGGCGAAGUUUCCUCAACUUAGGAGUUUCGUAUGGGAAUCAUCACGCCUUCAUUGGGGGAACUGCCAUCCCCUACCUCAUGGUAAGCAGAGUUGGCCAAGGACAAAAGGCUACGAAACUUACGGCGAAGGUGCUGCAGCUGUAUUAUCGCCAUUUAGCUGGCGUCUAAUAGAGUUUGUAUCUUCUUUCGGUACUGGAUUACCACCGAAGCUCAAGGACUUACUUAUUUUCGAAGACUGCAACGUCGCAUUUGCCUAUGGUGCUGGCCGGCCAUACCCCCCCGAUCAUAUUUGUCUCAUGGCAGAUCCUGGAGUUGCCGCAGCACUCGCACGCGGAAGUUUCGGACUUACACGGCUUCAUGUCCCAUACAUGAUCGAUGCCUGGGACUUCUUCAAGGCCUACCAGAAAGGCUGUGCAUGGCAGCACUUAGAAUCGAUAAGUCUGACUUCCGCCUUGCUUGCUCCCUAUUCGAGCAACGAUAAGAUCAGUGAACUUCUAUGCACGGCUAGCGAGGUUGCCCUUGGUAUGCCGAAGCUGCAGUCGUUUGCAUUAUAG